AUGCCAAUAAUGUUUCCUGCGUUGUAUCGGAUUAGCAAAGAACACUGGAAUCAAACGAUUGUUGCUUUGGUUUAUAAUGUUUUGAAGACAUUUAUGGAGAUGAAUGGCAAACUGUUUGACGAAUUAACUGCGAAUUAUAAAGCUGAAAGGCAAAAGGAGAAGAAGCGAGAAAAAGACCGAGAGGAUUUGUGGAAACGAUUGGCGGCGGUUGAGUUGGAUCCGCCGAAGGACAAAGAUCCUCAUAUCUUGAGUAAGACGCCGCUGACGAAUUUCAUCGUGAAGCGAGAAAAUCCCGGUAUGAACAUUGUGACCGGUGGCGAGAAGUCACCUAAUUCAGCCAAAAGGUUGGGCCCUACGAAUACGACUGGUUCAUCAUCGAAAAAGGCCUGA
Molecule: messenger RNA, 390 nt
Organism: Anisakis simplex (herring worm)
Lineage: Eukaryota; Metazoa; Nematoda; Chromadorea; Rhabditida; Anisakidae
Source: the annotation of a GenBank genome assembly